Mugil cephalus (flathead mullet) is the source of this 5208-nucleotide messenger RNA. RefSeq names its product macrophage mannose receptor 1-like. The transcript is spliced from 33 exons. Bases 100 to 4458 code for a protein of 1452 amino acids. The record is from RefSeq and is a predicted model, not a curated record. NCBI's taxonomy places the organism in Eukaryota, Metazoa, Chordata, Actinopteri, Mugiliformes, Mugilidae. Gene Ontology annotation, molecular function: signaling receptor activity.
UACAAAGACUGCUGUUCAACGAUCAUUCACACAGCUCCUAAAUCCUCAGCAAGGAUGCAUGAAUAAAGUCUUUUGCUGUCAGACACAAGUACGCUAACAAUGGAAAGGAUAACUUGUACUGCUUUCAUGCUCCUCAUACAAACAUUCCAAUGCUUGGCUUCGGAUGAUUCACCAUUUCAAUUAACGAACAAGGCCACAGGUUUUUGUUUGGUGAAAACAAAUAACCACUGCAAUGACUUACGCUGGACAACCGGCGAUCGACUCCUGGUCCAGCAGAGGAAUAAGUGCCUGGGAACCCAGGGGAAAAGUGUGGGGAGUGAAAUAAGCCUCUACGACUGUGAUGAAACCAGCGAACUCCAAAAGUGGGAAUGCAGGAACGAAACAGUGCUCGCCCUCAAAGGCCAAGAGCUUUACAUUAACCUCACAGCAGAUAACACAGCCGUUCUCUCCAAGACGACAGGACCCAAUAACCACCUCACCAUUUCAGGGACGUCCAGCGGUGCUUGCACAAGAACGUACAGAGAACUUUUUGCCUUAGGUGGAAAUGCAGCUGGAAAGACCUGCAUGUUUCCCUUUCUGUACAAAGACCAGUGGUACUCAAACUGCACUACAUUUGACUCGUCAGAAAAGCGCCUCUGGUGUGCGGUUGAGACAAAAUAUGAAAGUGAACGCUGGGGCUACUGCCCGACUACAUCCAAAGAACACUGGAAUGUAAACCCAAUAACAAACGUGUAUUACCAGUUGAACACACAGGCAGCUCUGACUUGGCCGCAGGCAGAAAUCAGCUGCAAACAGCAAGGUGCCUCCCUGCUUAGCGUCAAUGAUCCUCAUGAGCAUGCUUAUAUCACAGCACUACUAGGAAGAGGGGGUAAUACACUUUGGAUUGGGCUGUUCCUGGAUUCAGAGCAUGGUUGGAAAUGGAGCAGUGGAAGGCCUUACCGUUAUCUGAAUUGGGACUCAGGGCAUCCACUUCCAAAUCCAGGUCACAAUUGUGCAGUUGUUGAUCCUUCUGUACAGUACUCCUGGCAAAGUUCAUCUUGCAGCAGGAAACUGGGCUAUAUUUGCUCCAGUAAUGGAGCUGAGGAGACUCCCACCCAAACUCCUUGGACAGGAUUUUGCCCAAGUCCAUGGAUUCCCUACAAUGGCCACUGCUUCCAUCUUAACAGAACUGAGAAAACAUGGUCUGAUGCUCAGAAAGGAUGCCGUGGGGUAGGAGGGGACCUUGUGAGCAUCCGCAAUGUGGAGGAUCAAAGUUUUGUCAUCUCUCAACUUGGAUAUGGAUCCACAGAUGAGCUUUGGAUUGGACUAAAUGACAAGAAGACAGAGAGGUUAUUUGAGUGGAGUGACCACUCCAUCGUCAGCUACACUAGCUGGGAAUAUGGAAAACCAACUGUUUUGGGGGAUAUAAAGGACUGUGUUCUCAUCAGAGGGGAGAAUGGAAAUUGGGCCGACCGCGUGUGUGAGGAGAAACAUGGCUUCAUUUGUAUGACAACAAGUGUUUCAACACCCACCGGAGAUGAAGUAGAUCAGGACGUAGGCUGCAAAAAGGGAUGGAGGCGUCAUGGCUCAUACUGCUACUUCAUAGGAAAACAGACCAAAACUUUUGACGAAGCUAAAGACGAUUGCAAGAGCUCGGACUCUUAUUUAGCUGAUGUUUCAACCGGGGUGGAUAAUGCAUUCCUUGUGAGUUUGGUUGGGAGCAGACCAGAGAAACAUUUCUGGCUAGGGCUCUCAAAUCAGGACAAUGCAGAGAAAUUUGUAUGGACCAACACAGAAACAGUAAGAUUUACUCACUGGAAUGCUCAAAUGCCAGGUCACACACAGGGCUGCGUCGCCAUGAAAACUGGGGUUUUUGCUGGCCUUUGGGACGUACUGCCUUGCACCAAUAGGGAAAAAUACAUCUGUAAGCAUCGAGCAGACGGGGCAACUGUAACCCCUGCCCCACCGACUGUCAACCCUCCAGACUGUCCACUGGGGUGGACUCCAUUAAGAUCAAGAAACCAGUGCUAUAAGUUGUUUGGAGAGUAUUCGGAAACAAAGAGGACCUGGUAUGAGGCCAGAAAUUACUGCAGAGCUAUUGGAGGAGACCUGCUCAGCAUCCACAGUGAUGCUGAACAACAAGUUCUACCAGAACGCUAUGAAGUAGUAUGGAUUGGACUAAGUGCCCCUGAUCCCAAUGCUGGUUAUGUAUGGAGUGAUGAGUCUCCACUGAAUUUCCAACACUGGGAGGAAGGAGAACCAAACAAUAAAAAUAAUGUUGAAUCUUGUGCGCAAAUCAAACUACACCGAGGGUCCCAAAGUGGAUCUUGGAACGACGUGCACUGUGAGACAUUCUUAGGAUGGCUCUGCCAGAUUCGCUUAGGAGUGACCCCAAGUCCAUCUCCAAGCCCAGUGACUCCAGACUACAAUAGAACCUCAGAUUGGUGGCUAGAAUGGAAAGGGAAUCAGUAUUAUUUUAACAGAGAUUCAAUGUCCAUGGAGGAAGCUCGCCACUUCUGCCAACAGCGGCACGGUGACUUGGCGACUAUAAACAGUGAAGCUGAAAGUGUCUUUAUCUGGAAACAGAUAUCUGAAGAUUACGGCCAAUAUUGGAUAGGCCUGAUCGUAGAUCUUGAUGGAUCAUUUGCGUGGAUGGAUGAUUCACCAGUUGAGUUUGAAAGGUGGAAUGAAAAUCAACCUGAUUUCAAGAACAAUGAUGAGAAUUGUGUUGCCAUUACUUCUUCAAUGGGAUUCUGGCAUGAUUAUAAUUGUGGCUUGGACUACAGAUCAAUUUGUAAACGCAGUGGCUCACCACCCGCCAAUGCUACUGUAGCACCAACUGUUCCCCCAAAAGGUGGCUGCCCACAAAGCUGGAAAAAAAUUAAUUCAAAGUGUUACAGCAUCAUUAACAACGAGAAGGAGACGUGGGAGGGAGCGAGGACAAAAUGCAAAAGCAUGGGAGGAAAUCUGGCCUCAAUUACCACAAGACAUGUUCAAGUGUUUUUGACAAAUAAAAUGGUUGAAGCGCCUACUACGAACCUAUGGAUUGGUUUACAUAAUACGCAUGAUUCUUCAUACUACUGGACUGAUGGGCAACCAAGGCGAUACAACAAUUGGGGGUUUGAACGAUACACUUCCCAUAUCAUAUAUGGCGAUACUCAAUGGAGGCAUCCAUACGGCCCCCAAAUGACAGAUGAUCUGAUGUCUUAUCCUCACCUUUUGCAUUUGAAUGAAGAGGGAACAUGUGUGGCGAUGACUACUGAUCCCAAAAUUGGUACUGGGAAAUGGAUAAAAAGGUCCUGCAAUGACACCAAUGGAUAUGUCUGUAUGCGAAAUGUUGAUGAAACUUUCCCGGACUCCUCUGAUCCAACUCCUACUGGCUAUGUCAGUAUAUUCAAUGACUCCAUCAAGGUUGUUACUCAACAAAUGAACUGGUAUGCAGCCCAGAAGAACUGCGAAUAUGAUGGCGCCAACCUGGCAAGUCUGCGUACUGAGGGGGCACAGGUCUAUGUCGAGCUGAUGGCUUUGGAUCUGAAAGCUCCUAUGUGGAUUGGACUGAACAGAAACAUGACUGGUGGAUAUUUCAGAUAUGUUGCUGGUUGGAGUAUGACCAUAUCAAACUGGGAUAUAUUUGAGCCAAGAAUGGGCAAUCCUUGCGUGUAUGUGGAUGAGGAUGGAAAAUGGAAGACAGCUGACUGCAGUCAGAACAUGACCAGUGUUUGCAUGAAGUCAGCAGAUGUCCCUCCAACUCAAUCGACUGAGUUCCCAGGAAUCUGCCCUGAAGACACAGAAAGCCCCAGAUACGCAAUCCAGGAAAAUAGCUGGAUACCAUUUAGGGGUUACUGUUACCUCUUUAUUACACAAAGGAUUGAGUGGCCAGAUGCAUCUGCUAGCUGUGCAAGACACGGUGGAACUCUUGCCAGCAUUGAAACUCCAGAGGAGCAAAAUUUCAUUGAAAGCAAUGUGAACAUGUAUAAAGACAGUCAGCCCACUUUCUGGAUUGGCCUGUACAAAACUCACAAAGGCUCGUGGAAAUGGUUGGAUAAAACAGUCAUGGACUACAAUAACUGGGGUCCAGGUCAGCCUGACAGCAAUUAUGGAACCUAUGCAGCAAUUACAACUUUAGACGGAAGAUGGAGGAUAGGCAACCGUUGGCAUGACAGAGGGUAUAUUUGUAAAACACACAAAGUGCUAAAACAAAUUCCACCAAAGCCUGGGGUUUCUAAGGAGGACUCUCAAACACGUGGCCACAUCAUUUUGGCUGUGGUACUUGUGAUUGCCGUGAUUGCUAUAGGCACAGUCACCGUCCUCUUUUUCUUGAAGAAAUCGGGAGUCCGAAUAGCUAUUCCAGAAAAGUUAACAACCUUUGACAACCCACUCUUCUUCAGCAAUGAGCGGCACCAGGCUGGUCAGGUGGACACCAAUAAACUGGUCGGAAAUGCAGAGGAGGAUGACUCUGGCACUGUUAGAACUGUUUAAUGUAAAUACACACAGAAAAUAGUGUUUCCUUGUUUGAACAUACGGUGAAAUGUUUCAUUUAACAAUAAUAUGUCAGUCUAUGUCUAUGAAGAAGAGACAGCGUUGUGUUGGGAUUUUUGCAUUUGCUCCAUUAUUUCAGUUGUACUUGUUGGUUUUAAAUAAGGCAAAAAUGUAAAAAAAAAUUGUAAGAUGGAAGAAUUAAAACUUCUUUAUAAAAAGGUGUUCUGAGUAACACAGUCAUGCAAUGUGAAUGUUACGUUUGGCUUUUGCUUGUGCUAAUCUACACUUAGCUUAAAAGGGCAUUGCUUCUGGUAGCAUCUUGAGUACUUACACAUUUAGUCCACUGCUUUUUUAUCCACUACAUUUAUUUGCUGUUUGUGAUUCUACUUAUUGUUAAAUGACUUACAUAAUUUCACUUACAUGUUAAUAAUUAAUUCAUUUAGAGAAAUAUCUAAGUCCAGGCAUCGUGAAAAAAAAAAAUGCAAUAGAAAUAAUUAUAUUUUUGGAAACAUCCACUCUCUCCUAACCGCUCUAUUUUAAAGGGUAUCUUUAGCUUGCUAAUUGUGUUACUUGGAUGUUAAGUUGAUAGGUUGAUCAUUUGAGAAAUGAUCUCAGUUAUAUAUCAAUAGCCGCUUUCACAACUUUGUUGUGGCAUGUCUGGUGUUGGAGAGGCGUGUUUAACUUGAAAAAUUACCAUUGAAAGAAACACAGAAAUUUAAGAAAUAAAGGACAUUGUGAUUUACUGAGAAA